AUGCUCGUGCCUAACCAGAACAACACUUUGGUGUUGGCGAUGACUCCACUGCAGGUGGAGGAGGAGAUGAAGGUGGUGUCUUUGUUGCGGCAGGAACUUCGUAACAGUCACGAGGAUUACGACGGAACAGCCUCGGUGAAGCCCCCAGUUGAGCCGGUCCAUCGCACGGUGGAUGCGAAAGUGUUACGUACGCUGAAGUGUGCUAGCUACCCCUUUAUUGUAUGCGAAGAGGCUCCUACGUCGUACGAGGCUCCGCUACCGUAUGACUUGGAAGGUGUUGUUGAGAGAUUAGGUGGCGAACUCCGGAAUUUGGAUGCGUAUUUGCAGAGCGAGAAGGCGCUACGGCGCGAAUCCGCUGAACAGGCACGUUCCACAUCACCCUCUCAUGACAGCCACAGAAGAGAUAGUUCUGGGAGGUUUCAAACAGGGGAACGAGUUCCAACGCAGGCAGUAGAUGCGAUGGGGCUCUUCACGGAGUUGAUGGGGAGGGAUGCGUGCUUUGCGGAUGUGUCGAGAGAGGUGUCCAUGGUGCGGUGGUACACACGGUGGGUCAUCUCUCAUUCUCUCCAUUCCCUGGAAGAGGCAUUGGAGCAAGUCGAGUAUGUACUUUCAGAGGGGGAGUUAACGACGGAGACUGAGUUAUUGGAAGCCAUGCGACAGUUUUCCUUUGUUGAGGCUGUAAGCACACUUGAGAGUGAUCGUCGUGAGGUGAUUGAGGCAGAGCGACAUCGAAUGCAUUCUCGCAUUCGAACAUUUCGCGAAAAUCUUUCACCGCUCGCUAUCACCGCUGCCACUAGUUCUUUUCUUACUCCAGAGGAAAAGUAUGUGUAUCAGGAGUAUUACAAUCAAUCGGAGCAUGUGAUGACGAUGCUUCACCACGCUUUGCAUGCGCACUUUGCAUCAAAGGCCCGUGCUCCAUCGCUUGUGUAUUCGGGGGAACCUGUUCCGCCAAGCCUUCCAGCAAGGUCACGUUCCUUUUUAAUGAGGGAAGUUGGCGAUGUGGAUGAAGUUCGAAUUUUGUCGGAUGCCGCGAUGAAGGCAUUGCAGCAGGAACGUGAUGUCAUUACGAAUCUGCUUCAAAGAAUACAGGAUCGACAGGAAACUGGUGUAAUGCUAGGGAUAAAACAGGAGCAGUAUCGAAGGAGUCGUUUAGCGGCGAUGGUGGUGUAUAAAUGUUUGGUAGAUGAUAUGGUCAUGCUUCACUCACAGGCACGUCUGGCGGGGGAGCUUCUCUUGGAAUAUGAUAAUUGGAUUUUGCAGCACUGUGGCACGAACCACGAAGCGGUAAUAAAGCGUCUGGGAAUUCCUUCAAAUGACGUGGGUUCGCUUAAGGCAAUAAUGGACCGUGAGACGCCGCAGCGUACAUCUGUCUCUCCCGCACUUGAAGGGUCUAUGCUGCUUAUAUCUCCCUCCCCAACUGGCCAACUUCCCCGUCAUGUUGAGGAGGUGUGCGAGUCGCUCAUGUCCCUGCUGAAGCUUUCCGGACGACCGCUUGGUGCUGGUGCCUCCACUGGGGUUUCACAAACCCUCUACCGACGUUGGAUGCGUCUCUCGCUUCACCACACAUGUGCGCAGAUUGCGCGUGGGAGGUGGCCGGGCGACCUCCUUUUUGAUGGCAUGGAUGACAUUGCAAUGAAUUUGAUUCGACUGGUGUCGGAGCAUAACUCCAGUCUCGGCGCAGUGCAGUCUCACGUGACAGAACUGAUUGCUGUGCUUCGGUGCUUUCUCGGCCUUGUGGCGAAUGGGGCGGCGAGGCGACAAACGCAGCGAGAGUUUCCGCGAAUACUCGAGGGCGCUGCCUCAACUCUGGCCGCCGCUGCUUCGACUAGUAGCAGCACCACGACGGGGGCGAGGCGCAGUCUCGACAUCUCUGUCGCCUUCUUCUUGGACAGGGACGCCUUCGCCGCGAGGCGGGCCGCAAACGUAGCUGACGAAGACGACGAGGUAUGGGAUGCCCUUUGUGACGCACUUUGGUUUCAGGCGGACCCGUCAGGCUCCGCACAUGGCGGUUUUCUUUGCAACGACUGUGAUGCGGACGCGGACAAGCCCUUCGCCUUUCUUCGUCUGGAGUCCAUAACACUCCCUGAUCGGUUACCCAGGACCGCUGCAGGGCAAGGAGGCUUUCAAAAAUUGCAUAUGUGCCUUCAUUAUGUCAUUCCUCCCGCAGGCAGUUCAUCGGCGCUCUCUUUGGCACAGUUGGUCGGAGGGGAUGCGACGGGUAUGGCAUCGACGUCUGUUGUGACGCGUUACAGCUACCUGCGACGCAUGUUGCACGUUCUCUUCAUCCUGGAGCAGCGCCAUCUGCUGCAAGAUUACGCUUGUCGUGAGGAGGAAGUUGAGUUGGUGCCGCUUGAAACCACUGUGUUCUUUUCGCGUAAGCGAGAGAAGAGGAAGAGCCCAGUUGAGAGGGUGCAUUCUCCUAGCGUCUCUCCAUUGCGAAACGGCGAUGGGGCAUCCACGGCACGCAAGUAUACGACUUUUGUGGGCAUCUUGCCUUCCGCCGCGGUGCGCCUCAUGCGAUACAACACGAUUCCCACCGGCACGGAAUACCCCGUCUCCUCUGACGAGGCGCCCUCAACUGCUACUCUUAAUCUGCUGAUUGGGAACAUGCUGAAGAAGAUUGCCCUGUGUCGCUCGCCUCUGCUGGAUAGGAUGUACAAAAUGGGGGAUAAAUUAUGUAGCCAUGGAGUGGAUGCGGCGGAGGAAUACAGCUCAGAGCGCAGGGGCCAGGGAAAAGCGAUUCUUCCUCCCUUGCUGCGAUCCAUUGAUGAAUACAUCUCCAGCCCGGAUUUUGAUGCGUUGGUGAGGGAGGCCGACGAUGGGAUGCGGCGACAGAAUGUCAAACCUUUUUUUUUUCUAGCUAACGCCGGUAUCAGUGACAGUUCCCGUUUGGCUUUAUGUUUUUAUUGCUUCUUGGGCAUUGUGUCUCAGACUUGCUUUGGGUUCCAAUGCGUGAUGUGCAGAGGAGAGGAGAAGCGGGGGCGGGGGUGGGCCGACUGGUGCUGGGAGUGCGAUGAAUUGCGUCAGGCAGUGCGGGGAAGGUCG
Trypanosoma conorhini is the source of this 3045-nucleotide messenger RNA. RefSeq lists its product as uncharacterized. The annotation marks the transcript as partial. NCBI's taxonomy places the organism in Eukaryota, Euglenozoa, Kinetoplastea, Trypanosomatida, Trypanosomatidae. The record is from RefSeq and is a predicted model, not a curated record. The transcript has a single exon.